AAGCAAUAAAAAAAAAAGAUUGAAGUAAUCACGUCAUCCAAAUAUACAAUUGCGGCUUCUUCGAUUAUUUUUAUAUGUAAUCAGAUUUUGUUUUUUUUUUUUAUUUGGCUAGUCUUUUUAUAAAUUACUAAAAAGUAAAAUGGAAAAUGAUCCUAGAAGAAAAGGUCCCAGAAGUCCAAGUGUAGAGUCUGAAGAUUCUUCAAAUCGUCGUAGAUCACGUAAAUAUGAACGUGAUCGUUCACCAUCACCAAGAAGAUCAAGAUUUCGAAGAUCACGUUCAAGAGAAAGACGAUCUGGUUCAAGAGAACGUAGAAGAAAUAAGGAAAUGACACGUCCACAAGAUUGGAAUAAAUCAAUAACACAAAAUCCACCACCACCAAAUUCUUCUGGAGCUGGUAAUCCAGGAUAUGUUGCACCAGUACUAAAUCAAUAUCAGCAACCACCACCAUCUGCACCUAACACAAGUCAACCACCACCAACUAUAUUACCAAACUACAAUCAAGGAUACAACUACAACUAUAAUUAUAAUCAAGGCUAUGAUUAUUCUUAUCAACAACCUCCAGCUGGUUAUCGCAGUGAUUAUCCACAACAAAAUUGGUCUGGUAAUAAUCAAGUUGCUUACAAUAAUCAACAACCACCACCAGUUGUAUUACCAUCUCAAGAUGUGCCAUCAAGACCACCAGUUGUUGUUGAAACAACACCAACUAUUUUACCAGCACCAGUUUUAAGAUCUGAUGAUAGUAAAAAAGAAGCAAUUGCUGCUGAAGCAAAACAACAAAAAGCAACAUUAACAAAACAACGUGAUGAAUAUGUUAAAAAAUCAACGACAUUACAACGUGAAUUGGAAAUAUUACGUGAACAAUGUGAUGAAAUUGCUAAAGAAAGUGGUCGUGAAAAUACUCGUAUUGUUAAAGAAAAUCAAAAACUUCAGGUUGAAAUACAAAAUAAAAUGAAAUCAAUUCAUAAUGUAAUUGAUAUGCUUACUGGAAUAAUUGGUGAUAAAGUAACAGUUGAUGAUUUAAAAAUUAAAUUUAAAAAUGAUGUACCACAAAAACGUUCACGUAGUCCAAAAGAAGAUAUUAAAAAAUCACAAAUAAAUGUUAAAUCAUCAUCACAUGAUAAACAAUCAUCAAUAAAUAAUGAUAAAGAUAUUAAAAUUGAACGUGAAAGAAAAAUUCAAAAAUUAUCAGAAGAUGAUACAAAGCCAAUUUGUAAUUUUGUUCAUUAUGAUCCAGAAAUGCAUUGGUGUAAAGUAUGUAAUAUAUUUCCAAAAACAGCUAAAGAAUAUUUAAAUCAUUUACAUUCAAAUGAACACAAGGAAAAAUGUUUGGAAAAAAAAAUUGUCGAUAUGCCAUGGCAUCCGAGAAAUGGUGGUGGAACUGAAAAAGAAGUACCAUAUCAUCCUAGUCUACCAACCAAGAGGACACCAAUUAAAGGUUUACAAUUCUUCAGUGCUGCAACAGCAUGGUACUGCAAGCUCUGUGAUUCAUGGAUUGGUGAUCUUCAUUGUGCAAGUCUUCAUUUGAAAUCAAAACGACACUCGGAAAAUUUUUCACGAUUUGUUGAACAAAAUCCACACUGGGAAACAGACUGGAUGGGUGAUCGUGAAAAAGCAUUUUCUGAUGAACGUCAAAAUCAAAUGAAAUUGGAAUUAUUAAAAAAACAAAAAGAAGAAGAUAUACCAAGUCAACAACAGCAGCAGCAACAACAACAACAACCAUCAUUACCACCACCACCAACAUCAUCAUCGUCAUCAUCAAAGCCAAAAAAAUCAAAAAAGUCAAAAAAAAACAAAAAAAAAUCAAAAAAAAGAAAAAAUAAAAGUAGCAAUAGCGACAGUACAAGUGGAUCUGAAAAUACUGACAAUUCUGACUCUGACCAAGACAUGUCAAAAAGUAUACGUGUAUCAAUGAGAAAUAAAAUGAAAGCAUCAACACAAGCAAUAUUAAAUGAAGAAAUUGAUUAUCAUGGUAUUAAAAUGAAAGAUAAUAAUAAUUGGAAUAAAAAUAAAAAUACAAUUGAUACAUCAAAAGAUAAUGAUCGUCAUUUAUUAAAUUCAUUACGUGAUAAAGUUAAAACAAGACAAGAUAAUGAUAAUAAAAUAAAUGAUCGUCAAUUACAUAUGGCUACAACAAAUGAUGAUGAUAAUAAUGAUAAUGGUAAAAAUUAUAAUAAUAGCAUUGAACAAGGUAUUGAAGCAUGGGGUCCAAAAGAACCACCAAAAUCAUUUUGGAUUAAAAAAGAUGAUGAUAAAACACAAAUAAUAAAUAAAACAACAAGUGAUAUUCCAAAAUCUGAUGAUUUACCAAAACCACAUAUGGGAUUUUGGACAAAACAACAAGUUAAUAUGUCAGCAAAACCACAAGAAUUAAAUAAAGAUGAUGAACGUGAACGUUCACGUGAACAUUAUAAAGAUGAACGUAAUAAAUAUGACAGACGUGAUGAUAAAUAUCAUAAUAGAUAUGAUAAUUAUGAUAAUAGAAGACGUCGUGAUCGUGAACGUGAUUAUUAUGAUGACAGAAGAAAAGAUCGUAGAAAUGAUGAUUCACCACCAAGACGUGAUAGAAAUUAUCGUGAUACAUCACCAAAACGUGGUGGUUAUGAUAAAUAUAAUAAAGAUAAUAAUAAUAGACGUGAUGAUGAAUCAAAUGAUGAAUCAAAAUUUGAAAAAAAAACAAAUGAAUCAAUAUCAAAAUUUAAAAAAAAUUCAAUGCAAAUUAAUAAAAAAUCAACAACAUCAGCAACAUCAUCAACAACAACAACAACAGCAACACCAAGUAAAGGUGGUAAAUUACCAUUUAUUGGACGUUUGCCAUUAUUUAAAAAAAAAAAUGAUGAUGGUUUUAAACCAUCGGACAAGGAUAUAACACCAUUGCCAUAUGUGCAAAGUAAGUUUGAGGAUACACCAAAAGUACCAUGUGAUAUUAUAAAUCCACCUGGUAUUGUACACAUCACUAAAUUAGCAACUCCUGUUACUUUAAAUAACAGCAUAGGAAUGAAGCAAAAUCAACCAGCCAUGAAGAUACUUGUUGCACCACCACCACCAAUAUUAAAUUCACCAAAAUCAACAACAUCAGCAUCAUCAUCGCAACAACAAUCUCAGCAAAUACCACCUACAUCAACAGCAACAACAAAUUUACAACAAGUUGUAGAUAUGGAAAUUGAAAAUCAAUCAGAAGAUACUAUUAUUGAAGAAACAUUAGUUAAUGAUAAUAAUAUAACAACAUCUACAUCAGCAGUAACAACUCCUAUAUUUACAACAGAAUCCAAUAAUUCCUCAUCUGUUUAUACAGCAUCCAGACCAUCACCUUUUAUAACAUCAAAUACAUCACAAUUUGUACAAAAUACAGCAAUAUAUCCAGCUGGUAUACAAGCACAAACACCAUUCAUUCAUCCAUCUCCAAUUCAACAAACUCCAUAUCUAACAAAUCAUCCUAUUAUUCAACAAACUUCUGAUGAACAUAUACAUCAUGAAUCAACAGAAAUAACUAAAGAUCCUUCUCAACCAUUACCUGAAGAUUUACAAGAAGCACUUAAUAUUAUAUUUCCUUCAGAAGAUGAAGCUGCUGCAGCUGCAGCCGCUGCUGCUGGUGGUGUAAAUGAUGAAUUUGUUGAUAAAAAAAAUGAUAUAGAUAAUGAUGAUAUGUAUGCAUCAAUGUAUAGUGGUAUGCUGGGAUGUGUUGGUUAUGGACCAGAGUACAUGGAUCAACCACCACCAGAAAUAACACAAGCUGCCAAUGAAGACAAUGAUGAUGAUGGUCAACCAGAAUCUGAUGAUCUUAGGAUGCUUGGUAUUGAUGAAGGUGAUACAAUAUUGUAA
Messenger RNA from Aphidius gifuensis, 3820 nucleotides. RefSeq names its product zinc finger matrin-type protein CG9776-like. Gene Ontology annotation, molecular function: nucleic acid binding; zinc ion binding. The coding region runs from base 140 to 3820 and encodes 1226 amino acids. Gene Ontology annotation, biological process: positive regulation of DNA-templated transcription; negative regulation of DNA-templated transcription. NCBI's taxonomy places the organism in Eukaryota, Metazoa, Arthropoda, Insecta, Hymenoptera, Braconidae. Gene Ontology annotation, cellular component: nucleoplasm. The record is from RefSeq and is a predicted model, not a curated record. The transcript has 9 exons.